Iphiclides podalirius (scarce swallowtail) is the source of this 591-nucleotide messenger RNA. The record is from the annotation of a GenBank genome assembly. Lineage: Eukaryota; Metazoa; Arthropoda; Insecta; Lepidoptera; Papilionidae.
AUGGUUUUAGUGCAGAACGCGAUACUGAAGCACGGGCUCGUCGGGGAGCGCAGGUCGGCACCGCCGCCCGUACAGCGGCCGGCGUGGGUUAGUGGCUGCGUCUGGUGGGCCGACGCGAGCCUGGCGUACGUACUCUUCGCGCAAGCGGUCUGCGCCUUCCAGCUCCUAGUGCCGGUGCUGGCGCGCCGUCCGUACGGCCUCUUCGGCGCGAGCGGGUCCGUUCCGUUGACGGCCCUGCACGAGGAGUGCAUCGCGCCCUCAGUGAUCACCCGGUCCACCUCGUCCCCGGUGAGGGGGGCCGAGUGGGUCCUCUCGUGGCCUACCCUCAAGGGCUCUCGGAAUAGCGGGCACCCGGUCGGUAGGGAUAUCGUCCUAUGGUGCUUUAUUAGCCGGCCCGGCGCGUCGCCCGACCUCUCGAUUAGUGGAUUAUUCGGCGCUUGGUUUACGGCUGCGAAAGACAAUGAGAUGCGGCAUGUGAGAACACAACGGCACGCGCGCGCGGUGCUCAGGUCGGGACGAUGGUGCCUUUGUUUAUGCGCACAUCGUUACGAGGCGGUUUUCGCGGGAAAAUCGACUUUGCACGCUUUCACG